Durusdinium trenchii is the source of this 2519-nucleotide messenger RNA. The record is from the annotation of a GenBank genome assembly. Lineage: Eukaryota; Dinophyceae; Suessiales; Symbiodiniaceae.
AUGCGAUUCUGGAAACUGCCCGGAAGCUUUGAUUACGCGGUGGUGGACAAUUUUGAGCAUCGUGAAUUUGAUCUGCUAAAGCAAGCGAUUGAGCCUUUGCUGGGUUCAGUAACUUGGCGCUUCACAAACCAUCACCUUUCGCAUGCUUUGUUGGGAUUCUAUGCUUCACCCUUUCGAUCAGCAAUCAUUAUGUCAUACGAUGCUGGUGGCAAUGACGGGGUUUUGAACUUCUAUUUAGGCUUCGGAUUGGAUGUGAAGCUCCUUUUGAGACUGCCAGUGAAUAUGGGCAUGCCAUACAAUCUUAUUGCUCUUCUACUUCCAGAGGUCACAGGAGUCAAGAGUUCCUCAAUACUUUGUUCAGAUAAAGACAUCUCUCCAUACACGUUUCAACAGACUGCUGCAGCGAUCCAUGACCUCCCAGACCGGCUGGAUGUUGUCGGUAGGGUGACCCACAGCUAUGCAGGGAAGUUCAUGGGUUACUCUGCAUUGGCAGAACCCCAGCCCGAAGUGCAGUUUUGGGCCAGACAAUACAUCCGCAGUUAUCUUCAAAACGAGACCGCUAUGAGUGAGGCAUUCUCUUGGCUUCGGGAAUUUUCAUGCUCCGGCACAGAGGCCCAACGAAUUUUGGCUGCCUCUGCUCAACAUGAAUGGACCGCUUACGUGGAAGAGCUCCUUGGGAAAACACUGCUGAGUACGACGGCGAUACUUGGACAACCUUUGGAUGGCAUUGUGCUGACAGGAGGCUGUGCCUUGAAUGUUCUGGCGAAUCAGCGCAUCUAUGAAACAUUCACUCAGAAGCCUGCGUCUAAUCCCAACCUUCCACGGUCGUUCUACGUUCCACCGGCAAGCAAUGAUGGGGGCAUUGUGAUUGGCUCUGUUUGGUCUGUCAUGCCACCAUUGGCCCCGCAAUCCCUGCAAUACCUGGGGUUUCCUCUCUUUGACGCCUUUGCUUUGGAUGAAGCUGCCAGUAGUCGUCAGGCACGGAGUUUGACGGAGCUUGGUGGGGUGGAAUACUUGGCAGACUUGUUGGCCGGAGGCGAGUCCUGGAAAAAUGAAAGCAAAGAUGUGAGUCGGAGUCGGAGCAAGCCCAUCAUAGCUGUUGUAAUUGGCCGACAAGAAGUUGGACCAAGAGCUUUAGGUCAUCGAUCCUUGCUGGCCGUCCCUGAUCAUGACAUCAAGGAUCGCAUGAAUCGAUUAAAAGCGAGGCAGUCCUAUCGGCCCGUGGCACCAAUGAUUGCGGAAGAAGCAUUGGAGGAGGUUUUUGGUCAACGAAUCAAGUCUCCCUACAUGACAAUGGCACCACUGGUCAGGGAAAGUGUUCGGGAGCGUUUCCCGGCUCUAGCCCAUGUGGAUGGCACUGCCCGACAUCAGUCUGUUGGAGCUGAGGACGAACCCUGGAUUCAUGCACUUCUCCUGGCUAUUGGGAAGAAGACAGGUUUGGCUGCAUUGAUCAAUACGAGUUUCAAUUCAAAAGGUAAACCCAUUGUCAACACGGUGAGAGAAUCCCUCAAGAUGCUGGAUGACCUUCCGGAUUUGGAUUUUGUGUUGAUAGAGGAUUGGCUCUUCAAAAAGGCGCUCUUCAACUCUUCUGUGUUUUAUGAUCUUGAAGUGCUUAGAACUUGGAACCUGAAGUCAGACAAGACACCCGUCCAUUUGAUUUCUUUGGUUUGUUUGCCGAGCUUCAACAUGCUUCAAUGGUCCAUGAUGUCCUGGGUGUUCUUGUGGGCCUUCGCCCACGCAAUGAAGCUACAUGUAGACCUGGAGUCCGAUGCCAAGCUGAAUAUCAGCCGACUGAGGGAGAUGACCUGUGAAGAGGCCGCCCCGGCCUUUGUGAAGGGCUUGGCAAAGGAGUUGAACAAAGGCCAUGGCUACGACUCCAUGUUCUACAAGGGUUGUUUGAAAUUCGUCCAGCGCAACGCCAAUGCCAGCAUUCCCGUGAUCUCUCAGAUCGAGAAGUUUGGCACGGUUUGCAAGCAGGGUCGCUUUGUGGAAAAUGAAACGGUGCUUGCGAAGGUUGACCCCACUCGCUUGGCAGCGGAAUGCGACCGUGUGGUGUACAAUAUGGACGUCCAGUUCCGGCUGUUGGGUGGUCGUUCCCUCUCAACGCCCGAGGGCUUCUGUGCCGUGAUGAUUGACAUGGUCAUGCCCAUUGAUCAGGAACCUGAGUGCAUGCGCUUGCUUGAGGAUAUCGUCCAUGCCCAUUUCGAGUUCAUUGGGACCAAGCACUUUUGGCCCGACAUCAUCCAUGAAAACCAUUUCGACCAAGCCUUCAUGACUGCCUGCUUGGAAGACAAGAAGCUGAGCACGGAAGCCAAAGGCCGAGACGCUGAGUUUGGAGUUGGAGCUGAUGAAUGCAAGUUGAGCUUGGAAAAGUUGAUGGCAGUGGAUCUCUCGAACGCUACCAAAAUGCCUGUGUUCCUCGCAGAUGUUUGUCCUUUGAUCGGAAAACCUUUGCCUGCCUUGUCAGAGCCUCCCAAGCCCACCUACGUGAGCACCACCAGAGCCCUGACCGCAGCCAU